Symbiodinium natans is the source of this 1188-nucleotide messenger RNA. NCBI's taxonomy places the organism in Eukaryota, Dinophyceae, Suessiales, Symbiodiniaceae. The record is from the annotation of a GenBank genome assembly.
AUGUCGGCCGCGUGCCAAACUCUCGUGUUGAAGGUCGGAACUUCGACGAUCAUGACCUCGGACGGGCGAGGCCAGCGGGUGAAUGUCGCGAACCUCUCGAGGCUAGUUGAAGUCAUCGCAGACCUUGCCUACAAAGGGUUCAAGGUUGUCCUUGCCUCUUCCGGCGCAGUUGGCAUGGGCUGCAGGGAGCUGGGGUUGAAGAAGAAGCCCACGACGCCGGCGCUGAAGCGAGCAGUCGCUGGGGCUGGCCAAAGUCGCAUCAUGCGUGUGUACUCGGAGCUCUUCGAGACAGUGGGGCUAAAAAUUGCUCAGCUCUUGGUGAGUCAGCGUGACUUUUUGGAGCAGCAGCGCUGGGCUGAAAUUCGAGACACGAUUGCAGCAUGUCUCGAAGCUGGCGUGGUUCCAAUCAUCAAUGAGAACGACACCACCAACACGGACGGCAUGCGCUUCGGCGACAACGACAACCUGGCGGCCCUAACAGCGGUUCAGCUAGGGGCAGCAGGCGUUUUUCUGUUCACCGAUGUGGACUACCUGUACACGGCCAACCCCAAUUUGGACCCAUCCGCGGAGCCUAUGAGGGUUGUCAACGAGGCCUUCGAACUCGACGUUGACACCCGUGAACCUGGCUCUUCCCUGGGCACUGGCGGCAUGUCCACCAAGGUAGCUGCUGCCCGGACGGCCCACUGUGCAGGGAUCCCUUGCGGCAUCCUGCAUGGCAAGUACCCGGAACGCAUCUUUAGUUUCCUGAACAAACUGGAUGAGGAUGCUGGCUCUACAUGCACCUCCCGGACCUCUCCGAAGGUAGCGGAGAGCGACACUUCAAGUGAGGUGGAGCCCGAACCAGAAGGCACCCUCUUCGCAGCACGCGAGGGUGAGCACAGAACGGAAGCUGAAAGGUGGAUACUCAGCCUGCCUGUCGUUGGAGAUGUAGAUGUUCACGCACCCGACAACCUGGAAAACUUGAGCCCGUGCGCUCUUCGGGCGACGCUCUUGGCUGCUGCUGCCGAAAGCUUGGAUGGCCUUCAGAGCCUCUCUGGCACAGCCCAUGAUGGAGGUGUGAGGGUUUUCCACCAGAAGUCGGAAGUUGCACGGAUGCGUGUGAUCCUGGAUGAGGAAGGGGCUUGCCUGCCAGCCCCAGAGCCGGAACAGACCAUUGUGCUCACACCUGCUGCAGAGUCCCUCUGCUGA